Drosophila simulans is the source of this 1485-nucleotide messenger RNA. Its product is annotated as venom serine protease inhibitor. NCBI's taxonomy places the organism in Eukaryota, Metazoa, Arthropoda, Insecta, Diptera, Drosophilidae. Bases 276 to 554 code for a protein of 92 amino acids. The transcript is spliced from 4 exons. The record is from RefSeq and is a predicted model, not a curated record.
UCUUGGACCAACAAAAUAAGUGGUAAACUUCGAGCGAGGGAAGUCCAGGAUGUAGGAGUUCGAUGCCCUAUUGGUGUUUAUAAUUUUAUGUAUUUUGUGUAAAAGUAACCUAUGUAUAAAUCCGUGAAGUUUCCUACGAUUCUGAAAUUCCGUCAUACGCCAAUGUUCAGAUUCGCCGUAUACCCUUCCUGCCCACUCCGCACAGUGGGUAUAAAAGCGAGGGAGCGGUGAGCUCAUCGAUUUAGUUUAGUUUGGAUGCUCCGCAAGUCUCGACGAUGCUUCGCUCAAACUAUCUUUUGCUGAUCAGCGGUUGCUGCCUGGUUUUCGCUGUCUCAGCGCAGAUUCCCAUCACGCCCCGGAGUUGCCCGGCGAACGAGACUUUCCUGGCCUGUGGUCCCGAUUGCCAAACGGAGUGCGCCACGCUGGGAAAGCCCUGUCUGGUCAGGCACAUCCGAUGCCCAGAUGGAUGCUACUGCAACAAGGGCUUCGCGAGGAACGCCGCGGGCACGUGCAUCCCCCUUCGGCGGUGCAGCACAGGCGGCUACGGAAACUGAAUUAACUGAGCAUGGAAUACGGUCUUAUUAGAAGCAGCUCAAACACUGAAAACGGCAAGACAAUAAAGUUCACUGGCAUUGUGUAUGGCGCGUACAAUAAUGCAAUGAUAAUGAGGCCACAGCGUGGCUGAAAACGAACCAGCGAUAUCUGGGUGCGAUUCUGAUGGAGGUGCAAGCCUAGGCCUCGCAGGUGUUGUCAAUAUGAUCAUUUCUCAAGUUUACCGCUACGUUUUAUCAUUUAGUGCUGUACUGGUUGUACCAGUUUUGGGCUUUUGAUCCAGCUAUUAUUGUAAUCAAGACAGCAAGCUUUAUCAGUGAGAAAGCUCUGGUUUCGUCUUAUCUCUUCAUCGAAAGCACUGCGUUUUUGUGUGCGGUAAGUGUGAGUUCCAGCACUGCCGAAAUACAAAGUGUGAUAACUGUGUUCUAUUGUAGCGUGUGUAUUGUUUGUUUAAACAAACAUUUAGUGCGAUCAAAGUGUUAAUGUUAAUGUUAAUGUGCGUUUCUUGGAGCGACGGAUAUCUAAUCGGCGGAGGAGAUGAUGGUAUGUUCUUGGGCCAGGCGUCGUCGUGAAGUAAAGCACCAUCCCAUGGCAUGUGGCGCGGCGUGGCGUAUCUGGCGGAUACAUUUCGCUCUUGGCAAACAAAAUUCAGCUCAAAUUGAAUUACAAAUAUUGUGUCGCACAGAGGAACCAUACCAUUUCGGCCAACUUAAUACUGGUCUGCAAAAGCUCACCUGAUAGAUGCCACGUGCCACGCAGGCUGAGGAACUUUGGGGCAAAACUGGCCGUCUGAUGCUGCUGCUGAGGACCUCGAUGUUGCUGCUGUGGUGCUGCAAUGAAAUCCAGGGUAGAGUUGAUUAAAAAAAAAAAACCAAAAUAAAUUGAAGCCAAAGGCAGGGCAUUGUCCUUUGGUCUAACCUCUAAGCAUUUUAA